AUGAGUGUUGCUCAAGAUGAACAACAUGCUGAAGCGAGAUCGACUAACAGUGGGUCGAUCGAAGAGGACAUGCCUGUGUUAGUGCACCCACAGUCAGUACACGUACUGGAAGAAAGUUCCAGCGUUCCUGAGAAUGAUACAUCCCGAGAGAGGUAUGUUGAGGUUGUGGAUCCCCAACCACCUGAGGAUGUGUUUUACCAGGAAAUCACCGAGACAGUGAAUGUCUUGGUGAAUGACGGAUCAAGUGUAGGCACUUAUACACUUGAUCUGGUUACACCCCCGAAGUCAGCUUCAGAGGUGGUCAAGUUGCCAACGCUAGAAUAUAUAAGAUUCUUGCGAGAUCUGCUCAGUGACAAGAUCAAGCAGAUCUGCGUACUCUUCACAGAUGAGAAAUACGCCGCCGAUAUUCGGUCGGCAGUGUUUACUGAGCUAGAACGGGUUCUCAGUAGCUCAUCGAUGGAUGAGAGUGUCAUCGAUGAGAAGACCCGGCUUGAGCGAUACACGUCUCAAUCUUGGGAGUCUUUGAAGACAAAUCAUUUGUAUAAGGAUUUGGUCGAAUUCAGGGAUGUUUUCUCAGAAUCCGUGCCAUGCGAGCUGCCCUAG
Molecule: messenger RNA, 603 nt
Organism: Peronospora matthiolae
Lineage: Eukaryota; Oomycota; Peronosporomycetes; Peronosporales; Peronosporaceae
Source: the annotation of a GenBank genome assembly